AUUAAAGAUCGACUUACUCAAACGACUACCAGCCAGCCAGUCAGAGACACGACCCAGAACCUUCGCCAGCGCUAGCAUUCGACACAGCCAACAACAUCUCCAUCGUCACCGUAGCGAUCCAGCACUGCCACAGAAUGGCAGGCCUCAAGAUUUCGGUCCAUCGAAUGCCACAGCUCGCUGAGGCAAUGGAGCGGGACGACGACUGGACCGGCGUCACGGAUGCUGCGAUUCGGCGGAGGAGGCAGAAUCGACUCAACUCGCGAGCUUUCCGACGGCGCAAAGCAUUGGAGUCAGCACGGCCACAAGCCCCGUCGUUAUCACUACCACAGUCCCGAAUCUGUCAUCCUCCCAGCCCACAAGCCCAGAGGGCUUUGAGAGAAGAAUGCGAGGUGAAGGGCGAAACCCUCGUUCCAUGCUGGAUCGAGGCUCGCCAGGCCGUCACAUACUUGACAGCAUCUAAUCUCCCGAAUCGGCUGCACGGCCAGAGAAGGCCACUGCUUCCAUAUACCUCGACACCGGUGAACCUCGACCGAGUCAUUUUCCCUCUCUGCCCGGACCAUCUGAUCAUCUUGCUCGAGUACAACGUCCUCCGCGGCUGUCUGGAGAACAGACGGCUCCUCACGGAAGCGUUCCGGGACAAGGCCGACUACAAAGGUAUUACUGUUCAUCUUGGUUCCAGUCAUACUGUCAAUGGCAAGGAUAAAGGUGAGAGGAGUGGUCAUGAAAGUGAUGAAGGCGAUGGAAGAGAAUGGUCCUCCACAGCCCCGACCGUCCUCCCUGCCAUCGACGACACCACACAUCUCGCGCGCCUUCUUCCGCCAUCACUGCGUCCGACACGUCUGCAGAGCACUGUCCCGCACGCCGCGUGGAUCGAUAUCCUCCCGCACCCGGUCUUGAGGGACAAUUUGAUCCUCGCCACAACUUCGACUACAGAAGGCACGACACAGCCAUCCCAGGAAUUCGACCCGGAUGCCCUCUGGACAGACACGGUCGGCGACCUCUUCUUCGAGACUGGUCCCUCGUCGAACAACAGGUCAACGUCGCUGCCAUCGUCAUCGGAGCAAGUGGAGGAGGUAGCUGACGCAGUGUUCGCGGGCGGAAUAGUCUGGUCGCCGCCCUGGGAUGUGAGCGGGUGGGAACUGUCCGAGGGUUUCUGGCGGAAAUGGGGGUGGAUGAUGGAAGGUUGUGCAGGGGAGAUUCUGGAGGCGACGAAUCGGUGGAGGAGGCGGAGGGGCGAGGAGGAGCUCCAGAUCCAGAUCGGCAGCUUGUCAUGUGUUUAAAGUGUUGUCAUUCACGUCGGCGAUCUGCCCACGAAGAGCGAGAGUGCAAAAAGGAAAA
Molecule: messenger RNA, 1338 nt
Organism: Cladophialophora immunda
Lineage: Eukaryota; Fungi; Ascomycota; Eurotiomycetes; Chaetothyriales; Herpotrichiellaceae
Exons: 2
Coding region: 135-1280 (381 amino acids)
Source: RefSeq, a predicted model, not a curated record